Messenger RNA from Nothobranchius furzeri (turquoise killifish), 3072 nucleotides. RefSeq names its product stanniocalcin 2a (gene stc2a). Gene Ontology annotation, cellular component: extracellular region. Gene Ontology annotation, biological process: intracellular calcium ion homeostasis. NCBI's taxonomy places the organism in Eukaryota, Metazoa, Chordata, Actinopteri, Cyprinodontiformes, Nothobranchiidae. The record is from RefSeq and is a predicted model, not a curated record. Gene Ontology annotation, molecular function: hormone activity.
ACACACACACACACACACACACACACACACAUACACGCGCGCGCGCACACACACACACAACCGGAUCUUUGCUGGGAAGCAGACGGAGGCGCACUGCCGGGAGACGCAAUGUUGGUGAAGCUGGCCGCGGUGCUGCUGGUUUUUUCGGUGCUGGAACAAGUAGUAGGAUCGGAUAAUAUUGAUUUUCACGACCUCCCUCCGGAGAAGCCUGCGAGCCACAAAGGACGCCUGUCUCUGCAGAAUACAGCGGAGAUCCAGCACUGCCUGGUGAGUGCUGGGGAUGUUGGCUGUGGUGUGUUUGAGUGCUUUGAGAAUAACUCCUGCGAGAUACGAGGGCUACAGGAAAUCUGCAUGACGUUCCUGCACAACGCUGGCAAAUUUGACUCUCAGGGGAAGUCUUUCAUCAAGGAUGCCCUGAAGUGUAUGGCACACGGUCUACGGCACAAGUUCAGCUGCAUCAGCAGAAAGUGUGUGACCAUAAAGGAGAUGGUGUUCCAGCUCCAGAGAGAGUGCUACAUCAAACACAACCUGUGCUCAGCUGCUAAGGAGAACGUGGCCGUCAUGGUGGAGAUGAUCCACUUUCAAGACCUUUUCCCCAAAGGUCCUUACGUGGAACUGGUGAACAUUCUCCUCAGCUGUGGAGAGGAAGUGAAGGAGGCUCUGACGCGGAGUGUCCGGCUGCAGUGUGAGCAAAACUGGGGGGCGCUCUGUGACAGCCUGAGCCUCUGCUCCUCCCUUGUCCCAUCCCCUGCCAGUUCCCCUGUUGAACACCACCACCGCCAUGCCUUGCCUUCCCUCCUUGAGCCGGAACACCCUCGCCCCCCACGGCUAGGUGAUAAGGACAGACCUGGUAAAGCGGCUUUAAACACUCAUCCACGAAGUCGCAGUCCAGGACCCCGUAGACAUGGUACAGAAGCUGGAGUGAUGGCUGAGCAGGAAGACCCCAAGGCCACUGAAAUCCAGAGGUGAAGGCUCAAGUGACCUUUCACCCUUCUCCCCCUCAAAAUCUGAAACCCAGAUUAAGCCCCCCCCCCCCCCCCCCCCCACACACACACACACACACACACACAACUAAAAUCCCUGACAGACUAAGCAGAAGGAAAAAAGCCCCGACCGCUCCUGUUCUCUUCCUCUUCUCCAGUCAUUCCAGCAGCCCCACAUGGUAAACUUGCAGGGUAACUGUGGUGUAGACCUUAGGCCACAGUUUUAUUUUCUUCUUUGUUUUUUUAACUGAAUAACAAAUGUUUUAUCAUGAUUAUUUAAACUGUUAGAACUAUUUUGGCUCUAAUAUAGCAUUUCUCAAACAAUUACGUUCUCUAAGAUUCGAUUAUAUUUGUACUAUUUAUUUUAUUCUUUAUGCAAUGUUGAAAUAUCAAAAUGUACAUAGAAAUAUACUUAUCUAUAUUUAUAUGAUCAUGUAUAAAUAUAGCUACAAUAUGCAAGACUGAUAUGCUAUUGAUGACAAAGUAAGUAGUAGUAAAGGUGUUGCUGUCGUUCUCUUCACAGUGGUGCACCUAUCGUACGUCAGCCUGUAGAUAUGUAAAAUACACCAGUUGCUGUUUCAGAGUGUGAAUGUGCAUUUUAACUCUAGAUACUUGAUAAAUAUACAUACAUUUGUACAAGUUUGGUCCAGUUCUGGCACAUAUGAUGUUUAGUGCAUAAAAUGGCCAAGAAAUGUGUGCAUACAUAAAUCACUCUAAAAGGAAAACAUAAAAAAGUAUUUCACAGCUAAAUAUUCUGCUAAAUUAUAACAUAAGACAGUUAAGAUUGCUUUUGAUGUUGUCCAGCAUAGCUUUUUCUGCUCAGUAAAGAAUGUGAAGCAACAAACUUUGAUAUUUGGACCCAAAAGUUUCAGAAACGUUGGAUAAACCUAGAUGUGUGUUUCACUUUCAUGCAAAAAUGAACUGAUGGAGCUUCAGAAGCAGAGUAAACGUUGUCUUAGACGGUUGGCCGUCGGCUGCCUGUGACCUGAAGCCUACAGAGGAUGAUCCGUCUCAAAUGUAGGAACUGUAAAACAUGGAGGUGCCUAAUCGUGGUGAUGUCCUCGACCGCUUCUCUGUGAUUUAUGUGAAUGGAGGGCACUUUGUCAUUUAAUGUUGACCUAUUUUUUCUGAUUGAGCCACACGAGUCUUAGAAUAAUUCUUUUUGCACUUUGGACGAUCAACGGUUUGUGUUGGACUGAGAAAGCAGUCCACAGUAACAGACCCUGGAAUGAGAGGCUGUAUUUUAUCUGGACAGCCUUAUCAGUGACAAGUCCUGCCUCACCAUGGCUCUUUAAGACGAGAACGAGCUUCCUUCUGUAGUCGAACCACACCACCCUGCUUUGGCAUCCCAUAACAUCCAGGAAACAGGCCUGACAGAAACCUUACAGAUCCCUGCCUGUCUCUAAAUUAGCCCUUAUUCCUCUCCGGUCUCCAGGCCAGACACGAAGACCUGUUAUUUUGCCCGUUAGAGCCGCAGACAGCGCAGCGAGGACCCAGGAAAUGGUUCUACCUCCACACACAGGGGCUCUGGUGUUGUUAUUCUAAAUGUUAUAUUUACUGAGGCCACCAGAGAAUUCCUCUGGGCCAUCGCCAAGAACCAGCAACACAGGGAGGCAAGGAGGAAUAAAAUCAAGACGGAGAGGGACACAGCGUCUCCUCUUACUCUUCUUCUCUUGGCCAUUUCAGGGCAGUCACGUGCCUCAGCUGGAGUAUGUGAGCCCAUUACACCUCAUGCUGAGGAGAGCUCUUUUUAAAAAGCAAAAAAACACUGAAAUUUAGUUUGGUCAUAAGUGUUUUUCAGUUUUUUUCCCUCCCAGACAUUUGAGGACUGUUACAAGCGAGGCCUCCAGGCUUUUGUUGCGUAUUCUGUCUUUGACUCUGUUGUGGAAGUUGGGAUUGCUGUGAUAUCCCAACAGAAGACAUAAGCUAAUCCUAUUGAGAAUGUACUGUAAGUGUUUCAAGUGACAAUCUGUUGCUCUCUGUCAUUAGGUUGAAAAUGUUUUUAUUUUUCUUUAUUUUGCAAUAAUUAGUCGCUUGAAUGGCUUUAUGUAUGUGUUUAAAGGAAAAUAAAACUAAUCAUGUUCCCGAA